Messenger RNA from Cheilinus undulatus (humphead wrasse), 1843 nucleotides. RefSeq lists its product as uncharacterized. The transcript is spliced from 3 exons. Bases 30 to 1235 code for a protein of 401 amino acids. NCBI's taxonomy places the organism in Eukaryota, Metazoa, Chordata, Actinopteri, Labriformes, Labridae. The record is from RefSeq and is a predicted model, not a curated record.
CUGCACUGAAGGCUCCUGUGACUCCAGCCAUGGAUGGUGUGUUGGAAGAAGCAGUGGUGCUGUGUGCAUGUAAACUGGUCUGCAGUCUGCUCUUCCUGCCUUCGCUGGCGGCCUCCCACAGUCCCAUCAGCCUCUGCUGCUGCUGCCUCCUUGUCUUCACCGACUUUCUGGUUGCAGCUCUUCUGGGUUUCCUUUGCAUCUGCGAGCCCUGGAUGAUGGAUCAGACCCCACAGGGUGACAUCAUUGCCCUGCGCUUCCUGCUCUUUCUCAGCCACACGUACGGCAUGGUGCUACUUCUGACUGUACCUCUGAUUGCUGUGGAGAUUCUGACCGGACUGCUGAUGUCUCGCUUUGCUGCAAAGCGUUGUUGUGUCGGGGAGGAAAAUACAGAAAAGGAAAAGCAGGAGAAAGACACAGACAAAGACAAGAGGCCUUCUCAUAUUGUCAGCUACUUCUGCUGCCUGUCGGUGUGGGCCAUCGUCGCCCUAAAUUUCAGCUGUAGGUGGAGGCUGGAGGAAGCACGGGCUUCUGCCUGUUUGCACGCUACCAACUCUCUCAUCAGGUGUUUGCCCAACCUGCUCUGUCCCAUGCCUAGCUCCAUGAAUCUCUUCUGGAGCAUGGCCUUCCUCCUCUUCAUCAUGCUCAUCCUUACCACUAGCAUAAGCCUGGACGGAGGACAUCAGGACCCUGCAUGGACAGAAACAGAAAAGCACAGAGGAAAAAGCGGCAUAAGGAACAGCACUGACAGUUGCUGGCAAGAACUUACUCCUAUUCUCUCUGAGCAUGGGACGUCGGUACCAGAGGCAGCACCAUGUGUUGACCCAGAGAAAACAGAGAGCAGCUGCAAUGUUCACAGAGUGUAUUCCUGGAACAGCGUGCAGAUGUCAACAAGUAACCAUGGAGAGUUUGUCCUCAUACCACCUGAUUUUAUAUCUGCUGGGAAGGGAAGGACAAAGAAAGGUAUACUUCUGACAUUUACAGCAGAAGACCAUGUGGACUGGGAGAACAGGAGCCGGUUUUUGCUUAGACAAAGGGAUUUUCCCUGCCCAGGGGUAAAUGUAAUGAUAGGGUUCAUGGGUGCGCUCUCUAUCUUUGUUCUUCCUCUAACUCUCAGUGUAAACAUCUUUUUGAUCAGGACUAUUGAGGUGCUGCUGGAGCUGUGUAUCAAAUCUUUAGUUUCAUUGGGGGAAAAUAAGAACAACACAUCUGACUCCCACAAUAAAACACUUGUAUAAAAUGAGAUGGGCGUGGAAAAGAAACUGGACAAUCAUUGGGUGCUGUUUGCAACAGGAUCUCCACAUUAAUAUUGCAUGUGUGCAGACAGAAGGUCUACAUGUCAACAAUGGUUUCAACAUAGUGUAAAUAAGCAUUUCUCCGCAGCUGUUCACAUGUUGAAUAACAUGUGGAAAGAGCUGAAAUCUGCUGAAGAGACAGGUUGAGACGUGCUUGUAGGAAAGAGACAAUAUCAGGCUGCUACAGACAGCUGGAAGGCCUGUUUUUAUUGCAUGGAGCCUUAAGAUCUGCAGAGAUUUGUCAUCACACAACGGGUAACAGAACAAGUGUCUCUAGUUUAAAUAAGACUAAUCCAGGGACAAACAAGGUUUUGAAAGAAGGCGUAUGAAGUAUGCAAGAGCAGUAUGCAAAUAAGACUGUGCCUUUGACUUGAGGGUGUGCCAUAGAUUAUGUGUUUCUUUUUUGUUUUUCUUGUACUGUGAGUUAAGUACUGUAUAGAAGGGAAUCCGAGGAACUUGUACCUUACAUAAACCUUUCUUGUUCCUCCUGAUGCACUAUAUUUCCUGUGAAUAUGCUUGGUUGUGUUUUGUUGAUAUUUAAGGUUUUUACA